Molecule: messenger RNA, 324 nt
Organism: Symbiodinium natans
Lineage: Eukaryota; Dinophyceae; Suessiales; Symbiodiniaceae
Source: the annotation of a GenBank genome assembly
AUGAGAAAGCACGAGCACAUGGUUGGCUUUUUCUCAUUGCCAGGAUUGGCAACCGAUGAUCCCUGGAAUGCGACGCACUUCUACAUCCCCGCGCCAUUUUUCUUGUGGGAUGACUCUUGGUAUCACGGACUUGAGGCGCUGAUCCAAGUUGUGCAAGGCUUGAGCCCCGAGCUGUGUCGUGAAGUGUCAUGUCAGGCAUGCCAAGCAGAUCCUGACCGUGUCCUCCAAGAUCACCAGAGGCUGAGCACCGAUGUCGAUGCAGUGGAAUCAAGUGACAUGGACCUGCACACUCAGACGUGGAAGAAUGUUCAGAUGGCAGGCUGA